GACAGGAACUUUCUCUUCGUGGGAGUCAUGACGGCCCAGAAAUACCUGCAGACCCGCGCCGUGGCCGUCUACAGGACGUGGUCCAAGACAAUUCCCGGGAAGGUGGAAUUCUUCUCCAGCGAGGGCUCAGAUACGUCCAUACCGAUCCCCAUAGUGCCACUGCGGGGUGUGGACGACUCCUACCCGCCCCAGAAGAAGUCUUUCAUGAUGCUCAAGUACAUGCAUGACCACUAUUUGGACAAGUACGAAUGGUUUAUGAGAGCCGACGACGACGUCUACAUCAAGGGCGACCGCCUGGAGAACUUCCUGAGGAGCCUGAACAGCAGCGAGCCCCUCUUUCUCGGGCAGACAGGACUGGGCACCACGGAAGAGAUGGGGAAACUGGCGCUGGAACCCGGGGAGAACUUCUGCAUGGGGGGGCCCGGAGUGAUCAUGAGCCGGGAGGUGCUCCGCAGGAUGGUCCCGCACAUCGGCAAGUGUCUCCGAGAGAUGUACACCACCCACGAAGACGUGGAGGUGGGCAGGUGCGUCCGGAGGUUCGCGGGGGUGCAGUGCGUCUGGUCCUACGAGAUGCAGCAGCUUUUUUACGAGAAUUACGAACAGAACAAAAAGGGGUACAUUAGAGAUCUCCACAACAGUAAAAUCCACCGGGCCAUCACGCUGCACCCCAACAAAAACCCGCCCUACCAGUACCGGCUCCACAGCUACGUGCUCAGCCGCAAAAUCGCCGAGCUCCGCCACCGCACCAUCCAGCUUCACCGCGAGAUCGUCCUGAUGAGCAAGUACAGCAACACCGAGACCCACAAGGAGGACCUGCAGCUGGGGCUCCCCCCCUCCUUCACGCGCUUCCAGCCCCGCCAGCGGGAGGAGAUCCUGGAGUGGGAGUUCCUGACGGGCAAGUACCUGUACUCGGCCGCCGACGGGCAGCCGCCGAGGAGGGGCCUGGACUCGGCGCAGAGGGAGGCCCUGGACGACAUCGUCAUGCAGGUCAUGGAGAUGAUCAACGCCAACGCCAAGACCAGGGGCCGCGUCAUUGACUUCAAGGAGAUCCAGUACGGCUAUCGCCGCGUGAACCCCAUGUACGGGGCCGAGUACAUCCUGGACCUGCUGCUCCUGUACAAGAAACACAAAGGGAAGAAGAUGACCGUGCCCGUGCGGAGACACGCCUACCUCCAGCAGACCUUCAGCAGGAUCCAGUUUGUGGAGCACGAGGCGCUGGACGCCGAGGAGCUGGCCGCCAAGAUCAACCGGGAGUCCGGGUCCCUGUCCUUCCUCUCCAACUCGCUGAAGAAGCUGGUGCCCUUCCAGCUCCCCGGGUCGAAGAACGAACGCAAGGAACCCAAAGAGAAGAUCAACAUCCUGAUCCCCCUGUCGGGGCGUUUCGACAUGUUCGCGAGGUUCAUGGGGAACUUCGAGAAGACGUGUCUCAUCCCCAACCAGAACGUCAAGCUGGUCGUGCUGCUCUUCAACUCCGACUCCAACCCCGACAAGGCCAAGCAGGUGGAGCUCAUGAGGGACUAUCGCGGCAAGUACCCGAAGGCCGACAUGCAGAUCCUGCCCGUGUCCGGGGAGUUCUCCAGGGCCCUGGCCCUGGAAGUCGGGUCGUCCCAGUUCACCAACGAGUCCUUGCUGUUCUUCUGCGACGUCGACCUCGUGUUCACGGCGGAGUUCCUGCAGCGGUGCCGUGCCAACACCGUGCUGGGCCAGCAGAUAUACUUCCCAAUCAUCUUCAGCCAGUACGACCCAAAGAUUGUUUAUAGCGGGAAAGUUCCCAGCGACAACCAUUUUGCCUUCACCCAGAAGACGGGCUUCUGGAGAAACUACGGGUUUGGCAUCACCUGCAUUUAUAAGGGAGACCUCGUCCGGGUGGGCGGCUUCGACGUUUCCAUCCAAGGCUGGGGGCUGGAGGACGUGGACCUUUUCAACAAGGUGGUCCAGGCCGGCCUGAAGACGUUCCGGAGCCAGGAAGUCGGAGUCGUCCACGUGCACCAUCCCGUCUUCUGCGACCCCAACCUUGAUCCCAAACAGUAUAAAAUGUGCUUGGGGUCCAAGGCCUCCACCUACGGGUCCACGCAGCAGCUGGCCGAAAUGUGGCUGGAAAAGAAUGACCCGAGCUACAGCAGGAGCGGCGGUGCCAACGGCUCCGUGAGGACCGCCUGAUGUCCAGCUCCGCUGGCGAAGACGCUUUGAAUUCUCUAAUUUAUUUUUCAGACUUUUUUUUUUUUUUUUGGUUUUUUUUUUUUGUACGAUCAGUUUUCGAAGUCCACACGAGGAUAUAUUUUACACGUGACUUUCUUACCGAGGACUCCUUGAGAACUGAGCUUCCCCGAGCAAAAAAAAAAAAAAAAAAA
Messenger RNA from Miniopterus natalensis, 2351 nucleotides. RefSeq names its product chondroitin sulfate synthase 1 (gene CHSY1). Lineage: Eukaryota; Metazoa; Chordata; Mammalia; Chiroptera; Miniopteridae. Gene Ontology annotation, molecular function: glucuronosyl-N-acetylgalactosaminyl-proteoglycan 4-beta-N-acetylgalactosaminyltransferase activity. The record is from RefSeq and is a predicted model, not a curated record. Gene Ontology annotation, cellular component: Golgi cisterna membrane.